AUGGCCGCGACAUACACCCCGAUCUACUGCCUCUGGCAGACCGAAAACGCACACCUAGGCCAAAAGGUCCUCGACCUCCUCCCGCGCUCCGACGUCGCCUCCUUCCGCCUCGCCUCCUCGGCCUGCUGCAACAUCGCGACGAAACCCCUCUUCACCCGCGUCCGCGUCACCUUCACCGCAAACACCUUCACCAAGCCCUCCCGCAUCCAGGCCCUCUCCCGCGUCGGCCACCACAUCGAGCACCUGCACUUCCACUGCGCCCACACCGACGCCACCUUCCUCCCGCCCCUCGUCCACCCGGCCACCGGCCGCGAGAUCUCCUUCCUCUACACCCCGCACACCAGCAUGGCCUCCGUGCUGGCGAGGCCGAAGUACGCCAACACGGAGCUCGGCGAGAUCCUGACCCAGCAGUACCCGCCCCUCUUCCACGCCGCCACCAACGUCCCGAGCUUCAUCAACGCCAUGAAGCACUUCUCCAACCUCCGCCACCUGACCAUCCGCUGCCCCGGCCAAGACCCGCAGGAGCGGUACAGGAGGGACAUCGUCGACUACGCCCUCAUGAGCCUGCGCAUCGCCGUCGAGCGUGCGCCGCUGGAGAAGCUCGUCAAGCUCUCGCUGUCCGGCAUGCACCCCUCUUCCUUCAACUACCUCCGCCACGUCCCGGGUUUCGGCGCGGUGCCUUCGGCAGGCCGCAGGUGGAAGCAGAUCCGCAAGCUCAGCAUCUCCGUCGAGGCAUGGGACUUUUACGGUUCCUCACCCGGUCUGGACCACCUCAAGAUCCUGGACGACUACAUCCGUGGCUUCUCCGGCACUCUCGAGAAGCUCAACUUCACAUGGCUGGGUCUCAAGGGACCUUGCCCCAUCGCUCUCUCAGCAGACCCCCUCUUCGCGCCGCCGCGCAACUGCAAGAAGCUGUUCGCCGAGGUCACCUCUCCCAUGUCACCACUACCCCCGGCGCCCUCCCGCAAGCCAAUGUACUUCCCGCGCUUGCGGUACAUGCAGGUCCGCAACGCCACCAUGACGGCGACUCAGCUCGCGGAUCUCGUCGACGCGCACCAGCGCACCGUCAAGGAGUACGACUUCGACAAUGUGGUGCUCAUCAACGGCGGCAACUGGGACGACGCGCUUGCUCCGCUCAUGGAGCCCGCCUCCUCCAAGAGUGAUGUGUGGUCCCAGCACUCACACUCGAGAAACAACUCCGAGGCAGGAAGUCUGCACUCAGAGCCGUGCCAUGAUGAGGACUUUGACCUGCCCUCGCCAUCGGCAGCAGCAGCCGCUGCCACCCGUGAGCUGCUCGACUUUGACCUCGGCAGCGAGCUACUAUACGUUAACGACGAAGACGACUACGACCCGUAUGAGGGUCUUGACGAAGACCUGGCUUCAGAUCUUGCGGCCGCCAAAGAGGCCAGCACAUCCUUCAGCACGAUACUGAAGAAGAAGCGCGUCCACCGACGCAGGAAGCACCGCAAGGACGAUGACGGCAGGGAAAAGGAGACUUCCUCCUCCAAGCACAACAGAAGCCACAGCCGCCAUCGCAAGCACAAACACCACAGGCAACCACCGCCGGUUCCGGAGGAGGACGAUGUCUUCCGUCCGGUCACCCCCGUGCCCAUCAUCACGGCACCUAUCCAGGAUACCUCCCCGCACCCGGUGUUGCUGCAGCCGGCUGUGUACGACCCCAACGCCAGCCGUUACUCGGGCCCCGAGGACGGCAUCUCAUCGGUGCAGCGCAACAUUGAGCAGGAAGAAGCGCACCGCAUGCUGGCCGAAGACGCGGCGGCGCGGGUCAGCGCGCUGCGCAAGGCCAAGGCGGCGGUGUUGAUGAAGCUCUCCAAGGAGUUCAGGAGCAAGACGCCCAGUCCGCCAAAGGACUGCAGCAUGCAGAUGAGGUUGAGAGAAGGCCUCUUUGGGAGGAGCUUUGUGAGCGUGUUGCCAGACGAUAGAGCCAUGUCGAGCCAAUCUGCGCUGGUGCCGCUCAUGUUUACGAGAUCAUGA
This is a messenger RNA of Colletotrichum karsti, 1995 nucleotides long. RefSeq lists its product as uncharacterized. NCBI's taxonomy places the organism in Eukaryota, Fungi, Ascomycota, Sordariomycetes, Glomerellales, Glomerellaceae. Bases 1 to 1995 code for a protein of 664 amino acids. The transcript has a single exon. The record is from RefSeq and is a predicted model, not a curated record.